GGAAGUAAACAAAGAAGCCGAAGCAGUCGAGGGCAGCAUCGGGUCGCUCGGAUGAGCUUGUUCUCGCGGCUGACUGCGGGGGGAAAUCGUCUCCGAAGCGAAUGAAGAAACUCCUGAUCUUUCACUUCACUUACAGAGGACUUCGGACGAAAGGAAAAAAGAGCAAACGGAGAAAAUGGAGUAUAACGUGCGGAAGGCUGAGGCGAAGGACGUGCCGGACAUUUUACGACUGGUGAAGGAACUUGCAAAGUAUGAAGACAUGGAGAGCCAGGUGACUCUGACUGAACAAGAGCUCCUGGAGGACGGAUUCGGCGACACGCCCUUCUACCACUGCAUCCUGGCUGAGAUCCCGGGAGGCGGCGACAGCCGAGAUUCCAAGGUGGUGGGCUUCGCCAUGUACUACUUCACGUACGACCCCUGGGUGGGCAAGCAGCUCUACAUGGAGGAGUUCUACGUAAUGGGCGACUUUCGAGGCCUCGGCAUCGGCUCGGAGAUCCUGCGGCGGCUCAGCGACCUGGCGGUGAAGACUCGCUGCACGGGCAUGAUGUUCGUGGUGGCCGAGAACAACCAGGUGUCCAUCCAGUACUACAAGCGUCGCGGCGCCGAGGACCUCUCGCAGGAGGAGGGCUGGAGGCUGUACCGCUUCGACAAGAGCAGCCUCGUCAAGAUGGCCACGCCCACCGUUCAAUAAAAGCAGGAAGUCCGUUGCGUGGCAAAGGAGACGGAACUUGAUCAGAAAUAAACUCGCCGAUUGAGCGCAUCUUG
Molecule: messenger RNA, 765 nt
Organism: Syngnathoides biaculeatus (alligator pipefish)
Lineage: Eukaryota; Metazoa; Chordata; Actinopteri; Syngnathiformes; Syngnathidae
Product: diamine acetyltransferase 1-like
Exons: 6
Coding region: 176-691 (171 amino acids)
Molecular function (GO): N-acetyltransferase activity
Source: RefSeq, a predicted model, not a curated record